This is a messenger RNA of Phytophthora infestans T30-4, 1422 nucleotides long. RefSeq lists its product as uncharacterized. Bases 76 to 1422 code for a protein of 448 amino acids. The record is from RefSeq and is a predicted model, not a curated record. Lineage: Eukaryota; Oomycota; Peronosporomycetes; Peronosporales; Peronosporaceae. The transcript is spliced from 2 exons.
CAAAGUGGCGAUACGAAAACACAGGAACCAGAAGAGAUUGAGGAUAAGUCCCCCUCAGUAGCUGGACCACUUUUGAUGGACAUUGGAACGAAUCUAGACGCUAGUCCUAACGAGAGUGACGAUGACGAUGACGAGUACAAAAAGGCCUUCGCAAGUAGAAAGCAACUGCUACACAAUGAAGCAAGCCGGCAGCGUACCCGCAAAGAACUUGAGGCGUAUGUGGGCUCACUCAGCUCUCUGACGGACGAAGAAGGCGAACACCUGGUCGAAUUCCCGAAGAAUUAUCAACAGGUUGUGUCGCUCAUGACUCAAAAAGAUGUCAACGAGGAAGAUACCUCAGCUCACGGGGGUAAACACUCACGUCAGAGCUGGUCACGCGUCCUCAUUGAGUCGGGCUUGUCCAAGCAGCAAGCGUUCGGAAUCAUUGAAGACGUAGACGACGACCCAGAAGGGACCGGCACUUUGGCAGCCAAGAUUGCGCUUAAGAUGGCUCGCAUUCGUCAGCUCGACACCAUUUUGGAGGAGAAACUCGGGAAGAAUCUGUACGCAAAAAUUGUGCCAAUGAAGCAAAACAAGGCGAAAUCUGCCGUGCAACACAGAGAAAUCGCAGACAGCUCGGCAAGUCGAACGUUUGUGACACAGACCACCGAAAGUGAGCCCAGCGUUGUGUCAAACGGAGCUGAGACUAGUUGUAGCAACAGACGCAACGAUGAAGCAGUAACUGGGGCAAGGAAGGGCAACAAUUUCAUUGAGCGUAACAAGCAGGUGGUGGCCAACGGUAUGAAAGCGAACAUGACGAAAGAAGAAGAGGAACGAGUGGACAAGCUGCUACAGGACGAGAUGCUGGACUCUCCUGCUAGUGAAGAAAACGCCAGACCAGAAGUUACGACACCUCCUCAGCCAUGCAACGAGUUCACAAUGACUUAUGGCGAAAAGAAAGCAAUUGAGGAGCUCAUCGCGACUAAAAGCAGGGCGUACCCACUAACUGGGAUCGAUGAGCUACAAGAGGAGCCAACAGAUGAAGCUUUACGGUCCGCUGGAGGCAGUAGUCGCCCUGUUCGAGACAACCUCAUCCAAGAGUCGAAACGAGAGCGACUACAGAGACAGCGACUCAGUCGUGUCGAGCAGGAGCUUCGUUUCCUUCAGGAAUGUCCGUCGGUGGUUAUCGUGGGAGACGAGCGCGACGAAGACGAACACGACGAAUGCCGCAGUGAAGUUUCCUUCGCUACAGUCGCGUCGUCCACGUGUUCUACUCGCUCCGGCGUCAUUUCACGCCACGAUUUCAAGUGUUUCCUAGCCCAACAAAAAGAAAAAUUCCGCUCCAGCCCCAUCGCCAGUGCUGACGAGAUCCGACAGCUUCUUCAAUCCAUCAACAGCGAAACUUCGUCAUCUUCCGAAUUUGUGGCUGCACCAUCCGUCUAA